UGGAGGACUCUAGCUUGUACUUUGAUCUUAGGUCCAGUGUCUGACCAUCUUUUCCUCUCCCGUGAUCAGCUGAUCGUAUUCCUCCAUCUCCUCCUGAACGCUCAAGCUCACCCUCAAGUCAGUCUUGAGCCGUCCUCGUCCCAUCCUCAUCACAUAUUCUUGACUGUGCAGCCUGCUUCGCUGCCCAGUUCUUUCACACCACAUCUACCCACGGAUCUACUUUCUUUUGACACUCCUUUCCUCUGUGCCCUCCCUCAGUUCCCUGCAGCACUCUUUCUCCACCACGAUGCCAACAGAGAUCGGAGGGUUCAACGAAACUCAAGCUGCAGCCCUCUUUGCUCCACAAGCUAAUUUCAUGCUUGGAUGUCAAUUUGCAUCUCUCGUUCUAGACACCUUCUUAGGUGGUAUCCUGGUCAUGCAGGUUCACCAAUACUUUGCGUACCAGAAGAACGACAAGCUAUGGACUAGAUGCGUCGUUGGUUGGACAUUCCUCAUGAACAUUCUCGUAACAUGCUACUACUGGUCUUACAUCUCCUACCUGUUCGUCACCUACUUUGGAGAGUGGCUUCCCUGGCUGGAGGUUCAAUGGCUCGCCAAGAUGCCCACAUUCGACGUCCUAUGCGUCUCUGUUGUCCAGAGCUUUUUCGCCUAUCGCGCAUUCCUUCUGACUAGGCGAAACUGGUUUGUCUUGGUCAUCGCCGAGAGCCUCAUCCUCGCCGCAUUCGGUGCAGCCAUCGCUCUCACAGUCGUGUUUGGUUCUCAGCCUAGUCUACUGGGUGCAGACAAAUCGGGACCGACCUUGAUUACUUGGACAGCCACGACAACUGCUGCGGACGUCUUGAUCGCUGUUUGUAUCUUGUACGGGCUGCUCAAGUCGAAAUCAGGAUGGGCGCAUACCGACAGACUCGUGACUCGCUUAAUCAGACUCACAUUCGAAGCUCAACUUCCACCUACCUUCCUUUCCAUCGCCUAUGUCGUUGAGUGGGUCAUUCAACCUUCGUCACUCCUUGGAGCCGUCUUCCAAGCACUUCAAUGCAAAGCCUACACCGUUGGCCUCAUGUUCUCGCUCAACGCCAGAAUCUCCAUGACUUCAGAUGCCAAGACAUUGACCGGCGCACCACCUCAGGUGUUUGGCAUGUCCCAGCGACAAACAACGAAUCAUCUCGAAGUCGCCGUCGAGACUGAGACGUACAUCAAUUACGACCAACCUAGCGACAAGAAGACUGGCUCACUGUCGGAUUUCGAUGACGUUCAUCGCCCUCUCCCUUACGAUAGUACGGCAAGAUUGACGAGUCCUGACCCUACACACAUCGCAUGAGCGACGAGGCGUGUACGACUGGUUCACCUCAGGAAAGUCUACAUAUCUUCACCUUUAUCCUUGUCCACCUUGUUUGAAUUUUGUCUUGCCCUUCACUUGUACAUAACGACACCUCUUGCUGUGCACAAAUGUUAUACAUGACACAUGUGACUGAACGUC
Kockovaella imperatae is the source of this 1477-nucleotide messenger RNA. RefSeq lists its product as hypothetical. The record is from RefSeq and is a predicted model, not a curated record. Bases 287 to 1318 code for a protein of 343 amino acids. The transcript is spliced from 16 exons. Lineage: Eukaryota; Fungi; Basidiomycota; Tremellomycetes; Tremellales; Cuniculitremaceae.